AUGAUAAAUAUUGGGUCAGCUGCGUUUAAAUAUCACUGACAAAACAAGUGACCGUGAUUUGUUAUCGACACGAUGAUAAAAUUUUCUAUGAAAAUCGAUAAAUGCUACGCGCGUAUUUUGCAGCACUAACACAGUUUUAUCGUUAUCGGCCAUUCUGCGUGCAGAGUUGCUUGUAGGACCGGCUUUGUGUAAAAUAGUGUGUGCGGAGUAUAGCGUCGUCCAAAAAGAGUGAAAAAACGGCUUAAAAAUGACUAUUGGGAAGAAUAACAAAAUGAUUCAGCACCUGAAUUACAGGGUGCGAAUCGUAUUACAAGAUUCUCGUACAUUCAUUGGAACGUUUAAGGCGUUCGACAAGCACAUGAACCUUAUACUCGGCGACUGCGAAGAAUUUCGCAAAAUACGUUCUAAAAACUCCAAAGUGCCAGAACGCGAGGAGAAGCGUGUUUUGGGGUUUGUUCUGCUGCGGGGUGAAAACAUAGUUUCGUUAACUGUGGAAGGUCCGCCACCACCGGAGGAGGGUCUGCCCCGUGUGCCAUUACCAGGAGCAGCACCUGGCCCGGGUAUUGGGCGCGUCGCUGGACGUGGUGUUCCAAUGAAUAUAUCUGCGGUGCCUGCCGGCUUACAAGGCCCUGUAAGAGGUGUUGGUGGUCCAGCACAACAGCAUAUGGCGCCAAUGGGUCGUGGAGUACCGAGAGCACCCAUGAUGGGUGCACCUCCACCAGGCAUGAUCCCUACAAUGCCGGGUGGCAUAGGGCGUGGCGCACCGCCACCGAUGAGAGGACCACCGCCCCCAAGUAUGAUGCGCGCACCUCCUCCAGGUCGUGGUGGUUAUUAAAGCAACAAUUAAGAUUUUGUAGUAAAUAAAAGAAAUAUUUCCAUAGAAAUUCAA
Messenger RNA from Scaptodrosophila lebanonensis, 889 nucleotides. It is a transcript of the gene SmB, whose product is annotated as small nuclear ribonucleoprotein-associated protein B. Gene Ontology annotation, cellular component: U2-type prespliceosome; U2 snRNP; U5 snRNP. NCBI's taxonomy places the organism in Eukaryota, Metazoa, Arthropoda, Insecta, Diptera, Drosophilidae. Gene Ontology annotation, molecular function: RNA binding. Gene Ontology annotation, biological process: mRNA splicing, via spliceosome. The transcript is spliced from 2 exons. The record is from RefSeq and is a predicted model, not a curated record. Bases 248 to 835 code for a protein of 195 amino acids.